This is a messenger RNA of Klebsormidium nitens, 870 nucleotides long. NCBI's taxonomy places the organism in Eukaryota, Viridiplantae, Streptophyta, Klebsormidiophyceae, Klebsormidiales, Klebsormidiaceae. The record is from the annotation of a GenBank genome assembly.
AUGGAACGUGCGCUCUGGAAGAAAGAUGGCGGUUGCUUCAUUUGCCUCGAACGGCAUGCAAACGAGUCAAAAAGCUGUGGCAAGAGCUUCGUGUCGAAGCAAGCUUUGGAAGGCCACCGCAAGCGGACGGGGUGUGAGCCAUGGAAGCUCUCGAGCGACCGCGCGCCCUCCAAGUAUCGCGGCUUGGAGCCGGAAGCUGCUCGUCACUUGAAACGUCACAGCAACAGAGCGGCCGUGUCAAAGUAUCGAACGACCCUCGACGGGGAACGAGCCGUUCAUCGUGCGCGGCACAUAGCGAAGUACCGUAUUAUGGCUUGCAGCGCCGUGCCCGCUGCCCCGAUGCCCAAAGCACCGGUUUACGUUCGGCCGCCUAUCUCGUGGCUCAUUUUCGAUGCUGAGAUCUUUGGGCAGGACCUGAAGGAGAAGUUUGAUCGUGGCAAGAUUGUGCUGAGUCACGCGACGUGGUCCCUUCGGUUCCAUCCGGACAAGGUAGAGGGGAGGAGUGAGGAGCACCUUCGGCGAUUCGUUCAACAUUUCACGGGCUCUCCAAACGCCCUGGACCAAGAGCAAGCAAAGGCUUGCUACGCUACCGAAUUGUUUGCCCCGCUCAACGACGAGCGAUUCAAGCCCGGUCAAAUCGCUCAAAGAGAUGGUGGCAUGCUGUGGAGAGCGUGGUUGUCAGUCGAAUGUGCACUCAUCGACGAUUACUUGGAAUAUCUGCUGGAGUUUGAAGAGUACACAGCAAAGUUAAAGCAAGCGAGCCGAGAGCUAGAAGAGGCACGUGAGAGGUGGAUUCAUGAGAGGCUCGAGCAAAAGUUCAAGAACUCGAAGGCAUAUAAGAGAUGCAUGAACAAUCGAAGUACCGAGUAG